Molecule: messenger RNA, 8613 nt
Organism: Acanthamoeba castellanii str. Neff
Lineage: Eukaryota; Discosea; Longamoebia; Acanthamoebidae
Product: ubiquitin domain containing protein
Exons: 36
Coding region: 1-8613 (2870 amino acids)
Biological process (GO): protein deubiquitination
Cellular component (GO): nucleus; cytosol
Molecular function (GO): cysteine-type endopeptidase activity; cysteine-type deubiquitinase activity; protein binding
Source: RefSeq, a predicted model, not a curated record
AUGAAUACAUCAAAGGCGCAAGAGGGCGCGCCCAAGCUCGAUGACGUGAAGAAGGAGUGCCGGCUCCUCGAGACAGCCCUCAAGAAUGAGGCCAACCCCACCGAGCAGUUGGAGCGGAUCGAGGCCAUAAUGCGCGCCAUUGUGAACAGCGAGUUCGGCCCGGUUGAGAAUGUGGAAUACUUUCUGCGCACCAUGCUACCCAAAUUCAUCCUUCUUCUGCUCAAGCGCGGGGAUCUGGCCGAGGGUGUGGCGCCGAGAGUCAACCGCUUCUUCCAGACCGUUGUCAUCGAGUUUACGCUCAAGUGUGUGGAGGCGGACACCUACGUCCAGGAGCUGCUGCAGACCCUCUGUCGCCUGUUCACCGUCACACAGAAGCCGUUCUACUCGCGAUACGGCUCCAAGGGUGGCGAAGAAACGAUGACAGACUCUGAUGAGGACAGCGACGACUCAGACGAAGAGGAGACAGAGUCCUUUGUCAACAGGAAGAGCUUGAACUGGGAGCCCACGUUCUUCACCGCCAACAUCACCUUCUUCGGCAAGAAGGACGGCUUCAACUUGUUCAUCUCCAAGCUGGCUGACGAGAAGCGCAAACUCGACGCCAACGCGAUCAAGUGGCUGCUCAAGCCCAUCGUCAAGCUGCUUGAGUACCUGCCCCUGCGACUGGUGCGCAAGAUUGUGGAGCAGCUGCGACACGUCGUGUUCUCUCGCUUGCUGGAGAUGAGCGACGAGGAUCUCAAGGGCGUCAACCGGAAGGUGUUGGGCGACAUCAGCGCCAGCAUGGAAUCCCUGCUGCGGGUUGUGGCGCCGAAGGAGACCACGCAGCUCGUGGACAAGUUCGAGCUGGCGAUCGCCUACAAGAUGUUCAUGUCGCCCUACCUGGAGAAGAGGCUGAUGGGCCUGAGCGACAUCAAGAGAUACGUCGACCUCGUCCUGAGGAAGGAGGACUACCAGCAGCGCAUGAGGCAGACGGACCGCGCUUCGCAGGGCAACCUCCCUGCCGCCAUCAACGUUUGGAUUGAUUCCAAGCAAAUGGUGGAGUGGUUGAACAACCAGAAGAUAAUGGAGCAAAUUUAUGUACAUUCCAUCCACCAGGAGCUGCUGAAGAGGGCCGUCGACAUCGCCAAAUUCUUCGCCAUUCAAAACCAAAUCCAGAAUCAUCACAUCGACCUCAUGUGGAGCGCAACCAUCGGUAAGCACGAGUCCAUCUGCCACAUCAUCUACAACAGCUUGGCCGAGCUGAGCACGGUCCUGCCGGCCGAAGCGGUGGAGUAUCUGUUCCAAAAGAUCAAGACCAUCCCCUACGCCAGCUACGACACGCACACGUUCUCCCUCAUCCAGGCCAUCUCCGUGCGAGGGAUCAAUCUGUGUUUCAACCUGCCCGAGGGCGAGAAGAAGUGGUACGGCGUCGACAUCUGGUGGGAGAUCAUCCAGGACGAGACCGACGUGCCGCCCGCCACGGCCACUGAGGCCUUCCGCUUCCUGGAGACCUUCCUCACCUGGGUCUACUGCCACGAGCUCCGGCCCAAGUACAUCGGCCUCUGCAUGCAGAACCUCAAGGAGGGCAAGUCCGUCCCGUUCUCGCUCAAGCUCCUCCAGAAGCUGCUCGAUUCGUACCCGGCGAAGAAGGAGAAGGGCAUGGAGGCGCAGGCGCAGAUGAUCGACCUGCUGGAGGUCAACAGCGGCCUGAUGGCCACCUUCUUCGAGGACCUGCACCGCUUCAAGAGCAAGGCCAAGGAGGCGGCCAAGGCGCUCGCCGAUGCCGGCCAGACCGGCGUGGACCUCAACCAGCAGGCGCUCGUCGGCAAGCAGGCCUACAUCUUCCAGAUCAAGGACCGCCUCGACUUCCUGGAGUACAUCCUGUCGCACUCGCCGCUGGUCCUGCAGGCGCCGCAGAUCGACGCCUUCUGGGCGUCGGUCAUCGUCGAUGCGCUCACCCUCGAGGAGCGCGACCACGGCUUCCUCUGGGUGCAGAACGUGAGGAACAGCCAGCAGUUCCAGGCCAUCACCGAGGAGUCAACGCAGUACAUCUUCGAGCAGAAGGUGCCGCUGAUGGACUUCAGCGCGCUCACCCAGAAGGGGUUCCACUUCUUCGAGUACUUCUUCCGCUACGUCAACUGGUUCCUCAAGCGGUUCGACCAGGGCGACAACGGCGUGUUCCGUGUGCUCAACUUUGACCUCGUCGGCAUCGACAACGCCUGGCGGGCCGCCGUUGAGCCCAAGGACGACAGCGUGGCGAUGCAGGCCAUCGAGUUCCUCAACAAGCUCCACAAAACGACCUCGGCCGAGCUGCUGCCCAAGCUGGGCGAGUUGCGCGAGAGGCACGUGGCGACGUGCAUGGGCUUCAUCGCCGAUGCGUUUGCCAAGGCCACCGCCAGCCCCCAGGACGCAGCCUCGCAGCAGCGCAUUGUGCGUUGUCUGAACGUGCUCAAGGCCUUCAUCGAGGAGAUUGAGGGCGUCGGCAGCAAGCACGGUGGCCUGAAGGGCAAGCUCAUCCGCAUUCCCAUCCAAAUCAUCUCCGGGCCCAAGUUCGAGUUGGAGAUCUACAGCUCGGACACGGUGGCGACGCUGCGCCAGAAGGUGGCCGAGCACAUCAAGAAGGACCCCUCGCUCCUGCGUAUCAUCACCGCGGGCAAGGAGCUUCACAACGACAAUGACACCCUUCAGCAGGCCCGCAUCAACGACGGCCACGCCGUCCACAUCAUCCACAGAGUCGUCAAGCCUGGCACCCCUGCUGCCGCGAUUCAGAAGCCGAAGCAGGAGGAGGCCGACAAGCGCGCCCUGCCGAGCUCCAUCCUCUCCAAGCAGCAGUACUUCGAGCAGAUCUUCCAGCUGCUCGCGCUCGGCGGAAACAGCGCUCAGCUGGCGUGGGACCUCCUGAUGAUGCUGCCCACCAACCAGAAGAUGCUGACCGCGCUGGCGGACAUCCGCACGGGUGACGCCCAGCUGAACUGGGAGGAGCUGCUCAACCGGUCCUCGACCUUCAACCUCCUCUACACGCUGCAGAUCGUCCAGGCCCUCAUGCAGCCCACCGAGGACUCGGCCGAGAAGAACGCCGAGCGGGCCGAGUGGUGCAACCAGUUCCUGGCCCGCGGCGGCGUCAACUACCUCGUCAACACGCUGCUCACCUGCGACUUCUUCGACGUCACUCGCGGCAGCAAGCGCAAGGUCUGCCUCUCGCUGCUCUUGAAGAUCAUCAACUCCUUCACCAUCGAGACCCACACGGUCAACGAUGGCAUGGAGACGGUCAGCAGGCUCCGUGGCGUCGUGCUGCUCAACUGCACCGACGGCAAGCAGCUGGUCGCCCGGCUCAUGGAGCUCAGCAUGCGCGCCGCCACCGACGUCGAGAAGCGGGACGAGGCCCUCAUCAACCCGCUGGCGCCGCCUCCGGAAAUUGAUGAGGUGGAGAUCGUGGGCCAGAUCAUGUCGACGCUGCUGGCGUGCUGCCUGUCGUCGGUCGACCUGCUGCAGGCCUUCCUGGAGAACCCCGCCAUGGACGCCUGGCUCGCCGCCAUCUUGCUCGGCAGCCCGGAACCCAAGAUCAGGGAGAAGACCAUCUCCACCCUCUACAAACUGUCCACGAUCGUGAACGAGGAGUUCUUGGCGGGCAGCGGUGUGCAGCUGGCGCCUCAGCCGUACUUCCUGGCGAAGCUGCUGGCCAUGCUGCGCACCAUCGAGCACACCCAGCCGCACUCGGCGCAGUACUUCGACCUGCUCAACCGUCUCCUGCAGAUGUCGGCUCGCGUCAACCCGUCUCAGUUUGCCGAGCUGCUGGACCACCUCAUCACCAUGCUCAAGGACCACCCCACCGCCGAGCUUCGCAACAGCGAGGCGGUGGACCACGUGCUCUACGGCGUCAUGAGCCUCCUCAAGACUCUGGUCAGCGCCGACCUCGAGUUCAAGAACAAGGCCGGCUCCCAGCACAGGGGCGGCCUGGUGCACGAGCUGUUCCACAAGUGUCUGUUCAACAUCCCGACGAUGGAGCGACACGGCCCCGACGCGCCGCCGCAGUGCAAGACGUCCAGCACGCGCAACUGCGCCUUCCGCCUGCUCACCGAGCUGGCCGACUCGACGCAGGAGAACUACGCCGCGCUGGCCGACCUGCUGGUGCAGCAGCACCGCGACGGCGAAAAGCGCAGCCUGUGGAAGUACCAGCCGUCGGCCUACGAGAAGGCCGCGUGCGGCUACGUGGGCCUCAAGAACCUGGGCGCCACCUGCUACAUGAACUCGCUCAUGCAGCAGUUCUUCAUGAUCCCGGGCUUCCGCUGGGGCAUGCUCGAGGUGCAGGACUCCGAGGAGAAGAAGGAGGAGAGCCUCCUUUGGCAGCUCCAGACCAUCUUCGGCUACCUCCAGGAGAGCGAGAAGAAGUACUACGACACCCGACCAUUCUGCAGCUCCUACAAGGACUGGGAGGGCCAGCCCAUGAAUGUGGGCCAGCAGCAGGACGCGGACGAGUUCAUGAACAUGCUCCUGGACCGGCUUGAGAGCAUUCUGAAGAAGACGCAAGAGGAGAAACUGCUCAGCCAGUUCUUCGGCGGUGCGCUGUCGAACCAGAUCAUCUCGAAGGACUGCACCCACGUCUCGGAGCGAGAGGAGAACUUCUUCACGCUCAGCCUGGACAUCAAGAACAAGAAGAGCAUCCUCGAGAGUCUGGCGCUCUACGUCGAGGGCGACAUGCUCGAGGGCGACAACAAGUUCCACUGCUCCGAGUGUAACGCCAAGGUCGACGCGCUCAAGCGCUGCUGCGUCAAAAACCUGCCGGACAACCUCAUCGUGCACCUCAAGCGCUUCGAGUUCGACCUGGAGACCAUGAAGCGGAUCAAGCUCAACGACUCGUGCCAGUUCCCCAUGAUCCUCGACAUGGAGCCCUACACGAAGGAGGGCCUCGCCAAGAAGGAAGGCACCUCGCUGGAGGACCUCCCGCAGAGGGACGAGUCGUACUACAAGUACGAGCUGGCCGGCAUUCUCGUGCACACGGGCACGGCGGACUACGGCCACUACUACUCGUUCAUCCGCGAGCGCCUGCCCAAGGUGGCGGGCGAGGCCUGCAAGUGGUACCAGUUCAACGACACGCUGGUGGAGCCGUUCGACCCGGAGGAGAUUCCCAAGACCUGCUUCGGCGGCGCCGACACCGUCACCGAGUGGGACGAAGUCGCCGGCAAGCACGUCCCCAAGUGGCGCGCCAAGACCUACAACGCCUACAUGCUCUUCUACCAGCGGGUCAAGCCCAUCCACCCGGUGCGCGUGCUGGAGGAGAGGCAGGCGGCCCAGCUGGUCCCCGAGCCGAUCUACAACGGCAUCUGGGAGGAGAACAUGGCCUUCUUCCAGGACAAGAACAUCUUCGACCCGGACUACUUCGACUUCCUCUGGUCCGUCGUCAAGCUCGACCAGUCCGCUCCCGUCACUGACGCCACGCUCGCUCCCGACAUGGCGCACCCGACGAUGCGCGCCAUCGAGCUGGGCACCCGCUUCAUCGUGGAGACACUGUCCCACGCCAAGGACAAGGGCAACCUGCCCAGCUACGUCGCCCACCUCAAGACCCUCUUCUCCCGCCACGUUCCCGCUAGCCGAUGGCUGUUGGAGAGGCUCGAGUCCGACAUGACGUGGGUCGAGCAGCUGCUGCUCAUCUGCCCCGGCCCCGAGGCCCGCGAGCCGUUCGCGUCGCUGCUGGUCCACGCGCUCACUCUCCUGGCGCCCGCCGAGCGCAUCAAGUACAACGAGGAGGAGCCCGUCGAGACUACCCCUAUGAAGGUCGAGGAGGACUCCGAUGACGACGGGGACGACUCCAACGACGACGAGGAGCGGCUGCGUCCCACCUCCAUCGUGGUCCGAUUCCUCCAGAGCUACCUCUACCUGCUGGAAGACGGCAUGCAGAAGUACUGGAAGAACUUCGACCACUACUUCAUGGUGCUCCGCGACUUUGCGCUCAUCGGCGACGAGGAGCGGCAGCUGCUGCUCGCGAAGCACGUGCCGGGCCUCCUCAUCGACUUCUACCUGGGCGAGGAGUCGCCCCUGCGGUACCUCCACGGCAAGCCGAGCAAGAAGAAGAGGGCGAAGAUGGGCGAGAAGAAGAACCCGCCGCGGCUGGACUACAUGGUGGGCAUGCUCUCGGCCCUGGUCCGAAGCUGCUCCACCGACGCUCAGGCCGAUCUCGGCCGUCCGCCCACGCACCUGCCCAACAGCACCCUCCUCCACAUGCCCGAACAGGACAAGGAGCUCAUCUACUCCAACAUCUUCUGGAAGAAAAUCCUGUCCGAUGGCAUCAACCCGCAGGGCAUGGCGGAGAUCGCUGUCCACCUGUGCUGGGAGAACGAGGACAUGUCGCGCAAGGUGAUCAAGGAGAUCUGCUCCGGCAUCGACCUGGUCGACUCAGACCGCUUCAAGCCCUACUUCGAGGUCCUGUCCCAGGUGCUCGCGCUCCAGGACUCCCUCCACCCCAAGAGGAUCGAGAACGCGAUGAGCGAGUUCCUGCGGGUGAUCAUGUCGAACCUCAAGUUCAAGAUGGCCACGCGCGAGGCCAUCCGCUACCUGGUGGACGUGGCGCCCACGAACCCCUCGCUCCGCACGUGGCUCUACGAGCACAAGCAUAGCUGGGUCGAGACGUGGCUCAUCGUCAACCCGCACGAGAUUGUGCGCGACGCCGCCCAGCAGCUCAUCCAGGUCCUCGUGCCGGGCGCCACCCACAUCGUGGACCAGAAGGGCGUCCGCAUCGGCGUCAAGAUGCCGGACAAGCUCGAGGAGGCCGACGUGCGCGUCCUGCACGACCUCUUCCGCCACCUCCUCUCCCUGCUGCCCGCCGCGCGCCGGAAUACCAAGGGCGACCAGUCGCUGACCACCAACAAGGCGCCCGAGGACUACCCGCUCGGCUACUGGAAACUCACGCAGUACUUUGACCUCCUCAAGUGGUGCCUCCGCGGCCCGUCCGAGAAGCUCAUCUUUGCGGAGUUCUUCGACGAUUUUGCCAAUGUGUACAUUCAACUGGACAAGGCGCGGACGGAGUGUGACGAGAACAAGCGGAAGCUGAUGAGCUUCUGGCUCAAGGUGGCCACGGACUGCGACAAGAACGUGCGCCUCAUCACCGACUGCCCGCAGAUGCACACGCCCAUGUUCGACUUCUUCGCGUCGCUCAACGCCAAGGAGAAGGUGGUGGCCUUCAACGAGGAGUCGCUCUCCGACUUCUACAACCUCAUGCACCUCUGCUGCCUGUCCGACCCCAACUUCCUCGAGAAGUGGGCCUUCCACCAGAACCUCGACUGGGCCGUCAAGAACGCGUACCUCCUCUCGCCGGCCUACCCGCGCACCUCGGACUCGAUCUUCCCCACGCUCAAGCUCAUCAGCGACUUCUCGGCCGACUACCGCCAGCGCAACCUCCCGCUCGUGCUCAAGGCCGCCAAGCUGCCCCAGAACAGCCGCAACAUCAUCCGCUACCUCGACGUCCUGGUCAAGAGCCAGGACGACGCCAUCUCCUUCAUCGAGAAGAAGGGCCUCGAGCAGAUCAGCAAGUACCUCCAGGCCAAGUUCAGCACCGGCGGCGCCGGCGGCAAGGACGGCGAGGAGGCCCCCAAGGAGGAGUUGGAGGCGACGCUGCGUCUGCUGCUCAAGGCGACCGACUUCAUGGUCAGCGAGCGCAGCGAGAAGUUCGAGCGAGCCAUCGAGAAGGUGAUGAAGGGCUGGGAGGGCAAGACGGUGGUCCUGAACGCGCUCCUGUCGAUCCUGGAGCAGUACGGCUGGUCCGAGGACAAGCUGGUGCUCGAGUGCUACAAGAUGAUCAAGCGCUUGUGCGGACUGGACAAGGAGAGGACUCUGCUGGAGCAGACGCUCGAGACGCUGUACCUGGAGAUCGAGAACAUCCUCGAGCCCGAGCCGCAGUCGGCCGGCGGCGACAGGCCGGUCGUGGGCCGGUCGUUCUCCAACUUCGUGCAGGGCAUCUGCAGCCUGGCCUUCCAGUGCUUCACCGCCGAGAACAGGCAGAGGGCCAACAACGCCUGCGGCACCGCGCUGAUGCUGGCGAUCGCGAGCACUCACCUGCCGCCCCGCGUGGGCGAGACGGAGACCAUCGUCGGUCUGCUCCAGCGCAUCUGGGACAGCAAGACGCCGAUGGCCAGCCUCCUCAAGACCAACGACAUGCUCCCCGAGUACCUGGCCAAGGUCCUGGGCAAGGACACCGAGCAGCUCGGCAGCGACGAGGUCUACUCUUUCGUCAAGGCCGCCUUCCCCGCCGCCGCGCACCGUAUCAACGGACGAUCACUGGUGGAGGGCUGCAGCCUCAAGAUCGUGGGGCUCCUGGACACCAUCACCUCUGGCCUGGCCCUUCCCGCCGAGGCCCCCGCUCGGAUCGCCAACCUCACCUCCGCCUCCAUCUCCCUCAUCCACGAACUGAAGGCGCUCAGCGUGCUGGCCUUUGCGGCGCCGGACCUGCACGGGCUGGUGCUGGGCGACGAGGAGAUCCGCGGCCUGCUGGAGCAGCUCAGGGCGCUCUACUUUGGCGCCGGCGAGGCGUCGUCGCACGCGGCGACCCUGGCCACGCUCAACCCGUCGACCGAGCAGAUCAAGGCCCUCCUCCGCCCGUUCCUCACCGAGGCCUUCCCUGGCUGGGAGGAGCAGCCGCGCGCCUAA